Messenger RNA from Siniperca chuatsi (mandarin fish), 4660 nucleotides. RefSeq names its product calpastatin (gene cast). The record is from RefSeq and is a predicted model, not a curated record. Lineage: Eukaryota; Metazoa; Chordata; Actinopteri; Centrarchiformes; Sinipercidae. Bases 487 to 3225 code for a protein of 912 amino acids. Gene Ontology annotation, cellular component: cytoplasm. Gene Ontology annotation, molecular function: calcium-dependent cysteine-type endopeptidase inhibitor activity. The transcript has 30 exons.
UAAGUGUUACAUGUUGAUUCCAAGCGCAAAAAAAUACACGGAUAUCUCUUCACGUGCACUGAAUCACGCACUUAAAGCAGUUUAUGUGGACCUAGUUCACACUGGCCCUUUUACUCUCUCAGAAUUCACAUAAUCAAAUUGAUGUCAAAUCUGUAUAUUAGCAUCUUGUCUGUCUGAACAUCUUCAGACCUCAGUCUGAUAAAGGACAAGAUCUUACUGCAGCUCUAUCUUAAACACACACACACACACACACACACACACACACACACACACACACACACACACACACACUUUUGGCUUAAACAUUUUGCUUCUGCCAACUACUUUGAUCAAUCAUCAAACACGAACAUUUUCUCAGCGGGAGGGGCGACAUAUUUUGCUCCAUGGGACAGAUCAUCAGCCUGUUGACUCAAAAUUUCCAACAAAGGACUGUGGACUGAGGGCGCAGAAGGAAACCUUGAAAGUUCAUCCACUCGUGUUUUAAAGAUGCCACACAAGAAGAGAAGCCAUGGUCACCAUAAAACCACGAAGGAGGCGAAAGAAUCGCAGCCUAGCCAGGCCCCACCCAAACCGGCAGCUCAGGUCUCCACUGUGAAGCCUGCACAGUUUGAGAAUGCAUCAUCAGGAUCCGCCAUGGCAACAAAGCCUGUGGUGGCUACCUCAGCAACAGGCGGAGCCAUGGGAGCACACAUUUCAGCAGGAAAAGAGGCACCUAAAGACAAGCCAGAGACUGCACCUGUGUCCCAAGUCAAAGCUGCAGCUACAGGUCCUUCUCCUGCUGCUGGAGCAGCUGCAGCCGCUGGAUUUGCAGCGACCACUGCUGUGACCAAACCUAAAGAGCCACCUAAAGACACAGUCAAGAGUGCCACUGCCACCACAACAGUCAAAGCUGAUGUGCCUAAAGUUGAUCCUGCUAAAACAUCAAAGCCAGCUGCAGCAGACAAGGCUGCAGCUGGAAAUGUGUCUGUGCAGGGGAAGAAAGAAGAAGCUAAACCGACACAACCAAAGGUGCAGGUGGAGGUUCCUCCCACAGCAGCUAAAGGAGCCAAAGAGGCACCUGCGGGGGAUCCAUUUGACGCCCUGGCCAGCAUACUACCAUCAGCUGAUCCUGUCGCACCCCAGCCUGUAUACACUGGGCCAGAGGUCAAAGAGCAUGGCAUCACCUCCGUGAAGGGUCAAAAGUGUGGAGAAAGAGAUGACACGCUCCCUCCAGGCUACAGAUUUGCAGAUAUGGCUCCAGUUCCUGCAGAUGUUAAACCAGAGGUUGUUCCUGAACCACUGAGCACAGACGAGGCCCUGGAUUCUCUUUCAGCUGGAUUCAUGACUUCUACUGCUCCAGCUGCACCCAAGACGCAAGAGAAAAAGGAUCAUGUAGAUAUUGUCAGUGCCUCAUCUGCUGGCCCUGCUAACUUUGCACCACCUCCAGUAAAGAAAUCUCAAACUCCUGCAGCAGUUCCUCCUGCUGAUAAGAAAGCCAAGAUGGAGAAAGCCUCGGAUGAUUUCUCUCUGGCGGCUGGACUUCCCUCUGCUCCUGCCACGAAAGCAGUUCCCCCUGUGGCUGUGUGUCCUGCUCCUCCUGCUGAUAAAAAAGCCAAGAUGGAGAAAGUCUCGGGUGAUUUCUCUCUGAAGGCUGGAUCAGGUACCAAAGUGGACACCAAGCCCAAGACUGAUGACGGCGACUCUCUGUCUCUGGAUGCUCUCAGUGCUCUUGGCGACACAUUGCCAGUGCCAGAACCAAAACCUGAAUCCCCCAAACUCAGACCUGAGGACAUUGUCUCGGAGGACAAACUCAAGAAGAAGAAGGGUGUGCUUGUAGGAGAGAGGGAGGACACACUUCCUCCAGACUACAGGUUUAAAGAGGACAAACUCAACAAACUGCCUGCUCCUAAACCUGAGCCCACCAUGGGCGAUGGUGAGGCUCUGGACAUUUUGUCUGGAGACUUCAUGACCUCCUCAGCAGCUCCUUCUGUCCAGGCUCCUGUUGUCACCCCCACAGCUCCUCCUGCACAGACCAAACUAGAGGAUUUGUCAGCUCUGGACGUACUUGCUGGAGAUUUUGUGGCUCCAACUAAAGCUUCUGGAGUUAAGGCAUCUGUCCCUCCUUCUACCAAGAAGACACCACAGAAAACUGUUUGUCCUGUGGAGCAACCUAGCUCAGCAGUACCACAACAAGCCAAACCCAAGACUGAGAAGGAUGACUCUAUGUCUCUGGAUGCUCUCAGUGCUCUUGGUGACACAUUGGCAGAAGACAAACCAAAACCUGAACCCCCCAAACUCAGACCUGAGGCCAUUGUCUCGGAGGACAAACUCAAGAAGAAGAAGGGUGUGCUUGUGGGAGAGAGGGAGGACUCACUUCCUCCGGACUACAGGUUUAAAGAGGACAAACUCAACAAACUGCCUGCCCCUAAACCUGAGCCCACCAUGGACGAUGGUGAGGCUCUGGACAUUUUGUCUGGAGACUUCAUGACCUCCUCAGCAGCUCCUUCUGUCCAGGCUCCUGUUGUCACCCCCUCAGCUCCUCCUGCACAGCCCUCUGCAGGCUCUGCUCUGGAUGCCUUGGCGGGAGACUUUGUUGCCUCCACUGCUGCUCCGACAGUGAAGUCUGCUGCUUGUGUUCCCACAGAAACUGCGCCGCAGCUGUCAGCCGGAGCAGACAAUGCCCUGGAUGCUCUAUCAAACACCUUGAAGGACAUCGCACCCGCCCCUCAGCCCGCCCCAGUUCCUGUCAAAAAUAUUGUCAAGGAGAAAAAGGUCAAGGAAGAGAGGCUGAUUAAGAUGGGAGAGAGAGACGACUCGCUGCCACCAGAGUAUCAACCCACUAAGGAAGAUCUUAAGAAAAUGGCAGAAGUAAAGGCAAAAGCAGCUGCAAUACCCAAGGAGAAGAGUAUGGAUGAUACAACAGCUUUGGACCUGCUGUCCGGUGACUUCAACGCUCCUCCCAAGCCCGCUGCACCGGUCGCAUCAUCUGCAGCCACAACAAAGCUGGAACCUCCUGCGCUGGACUCAGACCCCCUGAAGCCAAUGGCCGGUCCUGUCCUUGAUUCCCUGGCUGGCAAACUGCUCCCAGACGCCCCAGAGUUCAAACCUAAGACAGACAAACCAAAGGGCAAGAGCAAGUCAAAGUCUAAAAAACAUGCAGAGGACCCAUCUGCCACUGAUCAGCUAUCAGCUCAGCUGAGCUCAGACGUUGUGCCAACAUCUACAAAGAAAGGAGGCAAGAGCUAGACCACUGGGCUGUUGGUGCAAUUUGUCCUCCCGGCCACAGGGACGCAUCAGUGAGGGAGCUGCUCUCUGGAUAAUGUUUCUAUUUUAAUAAAUCGUCAAGAAUGUAUACUGGAUGAAAGACGAACCUAGACAUACCCAUAACACUUGCUCAACACACACACACACACACACAAACACACACACACAGAUACACAGCUCUGCGUGCAGCGCCUGUCUUGCUGGGUUUCACGUGUAUUUAAGGAUGAGAAGCUUUUGGUUUCUGUCUUUAGAGAAAAUGAAAAGAAGACUUUUUAUGACAAGAUGGAGAAUGAAAGAAUGAGUGAUGAACAGACAAAGAAAGGAGGGAAAGUGCGGGGAUUGAAAAUCACUUAAUCACUUAUCUAAGCCUGGUGGUGUUGUGACGUUGGUUGGAGCAGUGGUGACUGUCAGCUUGCGUGGGAGCAGUAUGGAGUGGGUGUAUAGCAUCUGGAUGUUUGUGCAAUCUUGAUGUACACAGAAAAGCCAAAUUUUCUAUCAUGAUGUGGUCAGAUGCCAUUAAGACACUAGUGUACAGCUUAGUUUGCUUAUAGUUUGGACACAUAGUUUCCAUUUUUGAAUACGUGGAGGAUUUCCAGGUGGUGUUCUGCUUAAUUCUGUAUCCGAUAGAGCUUCUUGCAAAUGCCUUUUACUUUCUGUAGAGAAAUAUCUGUCAAAAGAAGGGUCUUUUGUAUGUAUUUGGCCUUGUAGCAAAAAAACAAAAUGACUGGUGUCUAGAAGUGCACUUAGUGAACUGGGCUGAGCUUUGUAAACUUCCUUUGUUUGUAUACUGUAAAAAAAGAAAAAAGAAAAGACAUCUCUAUAUAAGACAACACUGUAUAAUUUACAAAGGGCUUUCAACUGUAAAAGUCAAAAAUCAAUAUACUUUCCCCAAGUUAGCUUUUUUUUUUCAUGUCAAAGAUUUUGUGUGGGUGUGAGUCAAAAUAUAUGGUGGUAUUUUAGAUGCGGGAAUACUAAUUAAAUAAAACCAGGGAAGUCGCUGUAUGUAGAGUCUGGUGUCUACGAUUUGUGUCUAAAAUGAGAAGCAAAAACUAACACGAACUGCCUGGAUAUGUGGAGAAAAGGCUACAUCCUGCAGGAAAUCAAUAAACACUGUUUUCUUAAAGGUGCAAGGGAAAUGUGUGUUAAACUGAACGGGAACAGAAUCUCCUCUGAAAGUAUUUUUCUCUCCUCCUGACUUAGUGGUUUUUCACUCUACAUGCAGUUGUAGCAGCCCACUUCCUUUUGACUCGGGGGGGGGGGCUUAAAACGAAUCACAUUUCUUUCGCUCAAACUACAUGUUUAACUUUAUGUUUCUGUGACAGGACCCUGAAUGACUGAUGGGGAUGCAAAUGAGUGGGUUUGAUGUGUGAAAAAAAAUUAUAAAAUAAGAAACAUAAAUAAAGACAAAUACAAUUCA